AUGACCAGUCCAGAGAGCACCAAGAAAGCCGAAUCUUCUGACCAGCCUCUAAACCGGGAGCCUUCAGCAAAGGUCCUGGUGGAUCACUACGACCGUAACCACGGUCCAAUCCCCCACAUCAACAACGAAGGCCACUUUAUCCGCGUCGGCGGUCUUGUCAAGAACCCACUAUUACUCAGUGUGAACCAGCUACGUUCCGAAUUCACCCAACAUGAAGUAACCUGCGCACUUGAAUGCGCCGGAAACAGACGACAUACGAUGCGCACGCUCAUUAAAGAAGUCCAGGGCAUUGACUGGGGCGAUGCGGCGAUCAUGAAUUGCAAAUGGAAAGGGCCUCGUCUUCGAGAUGUGAUUCUCCAUGCUGGUUUACGGGUGGAUGUCACUGAUCCAACUCGUGAAUUCCAUGUAGCAUUUGCUUCUUAUCAGGCAAAGUGUCAAGAAGAGGAGUGGUUUGAGGCUAGCGUUCCGCUGGGGAUGUGUCUGGAGAUUGAAAGGGAUGCUAUUCUAGCACUUGAAGUAAAUGAUACCACUCUUGAGAGCAAUCACGGGUAUCCCGUUCGCGUCGUUCUCCCCGGUAUCGUGGGUGUUCGAUGGGUAAAAUGGCUUGACCAUAUCAUAAUCCAAGACCACGAGUCACGCAAUAUCUACCAACAACGCGAUUACAAAGUCCUUCCUCCGGCGGCCGUGGACACUGAAUCUGCGAAGAAGUAUUGGGAGGAGACUCCACCCAUGUACGACAUCCCGAUCAAUUCUGCCAUCGCGGUUCCAGCUGAUGGCGAGACGGUGACAUUAUCCUCGACCGGUACAGUUCAAGUAAAGGGUUAUGCUAUUCCACAAGGUGUGAGUGGACCUGUAACUCGUGUUCAGGUGUCCGGAGAUGGUGGUGACUCGUGGGUAGAUGCGCAAUUAAACGACUCGGAGAAGAGUAUGAAGUGGAGCUGGGCAUUGUGGACGGCGAACCUUAAGUUGCCCCCUGGUGUACAACGGGAGAUUUUGAGUUGCGCCACGGAUGCAGGACUUAAUUCGCAGGAGUGCGAGCAUUCGCAGUGGAAUUUGAGAGGGGUUGGGUAUAGUGGGUAUGGUCGAGUGAGAGAUUUGACGGUUGUUGAAGGAUAG
Messenger RNA from Penicillium subrubescens, 1116 nucleotides. Its product is annotated as putative sulfite oxidase. The transcript is spliced from 3 exons. Gene Ontology annotation, cellular component: mitochondrion. Lineage: Eukaryota; Fungi; Ascomycota; Eurotiomycetes; Eurotiales; Aspergillaceae. The record is from RefSeq and is a predicted model, not a curated record. Gene Ontology annotation, molecular function: oxidoreductase activity; molybdenum ion binding. Bases 1 to 1116 code for a protein of 371 amino acids.